Messenger RNA from Podarcis lilfordi (Lilford's wall lizard), 300 nucleotides. The record is from the annotation of a GenBank genome assembly. Lineage: Eukaryota; Metazoa; Chordata; Lepidosauria; Squamata; Lacertidae.
AUGUGCCUUUUUAUUAGGCAGUAUAAUUCUCAAGAAAAAAUGGUAGACUACAGUGGGGAGAAGGGAAAAGUAAUACCCCACCUUGUCCUCAUUAGAAGACAUGGAUAUGAAUGCAAUAAUAAUAAUAAUUUUAUUAUUCAUGUAAAAAAGAAUUCCUUCCUUACAUGCUGCCCUUCCAAAAGUUGCCAUGGCCUUUUCAGCCCUGAGAAUGUUUACCUUCAUCCAACAAGUGGCCUGCAGUCAAGAUUCCUUUCUCUGAAGAAUGGUUUCCUCCCCUGCCACCUUGUAAGCUGCUCUUGA